AUGGCACAUAAUCCGAUAGAUGAAGAAAGUGUUGUCGCAGCUUGGACGCCGGAUUUGUUCGGUCCCAUUUUUAAGAAACACAGUUUGACAGUAAAACAGGUACUGGAUUUGCGUGAUGAAGACGAGCAGAUUCAUCGUAUGGCAACUUUCGUACCCGACGAAGUGAUAUACGCAACAGAUUUAUCAGAAAAGAGCUUACAAAGCUUCCGGGCAGUUGUAAUGCAUCUAAAUAUUUCGGCCGAGGGAUUAUUAGCAGCAUGGAAAGUACGCGAUGGUGAAUUUGUGUUCGAAGUCGUGCAAAAAGCGAUCGCGCGCGCGACAUGUAUACAAGAUUCUAUAGCAAUCUUGAAAGAUGCCAGCGUGAACGUGGCUAUCUCAGUCGGGGAUAUAACGUUCUCGGUGAUCGGUAGCGACGAAGCUCGGCAUUUCGUGAUCUACGGUUUGCCGAUUGAAGAGCUAAAAAGUGCGAAAAAGGUCUCUCUGCCGAAUGACUUGGUACUAUCGCUGAGCGCAUGGCAGCAUUGCACGCCGAGUGAAUACGAAUACGUCAUCAAAGAUCAGUGUAAUGUGAAGAUAAUAAGAAUGUUCAAGCAGUGCGAUACAAAAUCACAUGUGGCACCGACAUUGAGCGAUCACGUCGAUGCCAACUAUGAAAUUUCCGCCGACGAGCAAUUUAUAACAGAUACCAUCAGACCAUCGUCACCUUACAGGACACACUUGAUAUCUAUUAAUGGAGAAUCGUAUUCCGAAAAAGAAGCUGCUAAUAAAAAAGAGAAAGCUCUGACAGCGAUCUCUGCGAUAGCAGCUGUAAACCCAAAUUUCGUUACACAGUUAAGAAGCUACUUGGUAAAGCCCGUAAUCCAACAGAUUGAAAAGGGUGAAUUAUUAAGAUACUUAGCGGAGGUCAGACGAAUUACAGUACUAUCCAUCAAUAUCAUUCCAGAUAAAUGUUCAGACAACGAAUUAAUACUUUUGGUCGACAAAUGUUUUCUGCUUUUGCAUAGCAUAGUUACGCAAUACGAAGGUUGUAUUAACACAGUGAAUUUAUACGAGAAGAAUAUUGUUUUCUGUAUUGCAUUUGGCAUACGCGGAUACAGCAGUGAAAACCAGUUUAAAGUCGACGAAACGUGUAAAAAUGGAAUCACUUGUGCCAUACAUAUAUUACAGACCCUAAAAAGUGUCGCCGGGAUUCAAAGCGCUUUUGUUGGCGUUUCAACAGGAAUGGCUUAUUGCGGUGUGAUUGGACAUAUUGCUAGAAGAUAUUACGCAAUUAUUGGACCACCUGUCGAUAAAGCUAUAAAAAUAAUGGAUAUUUCCUGUGAUAAGGUUUCCUGUGACUAUGAUACCGUGUUACACAGUCAUUUCAAAAAGGAACGAUUUCGCUCUCGAGGCGUGAGAACAUUGCAACGAUUAGAGAAAUAUCAUAUCUAUGAAUAUCUCGGCGAAACACCGAAAAGAAAAAAUUUAGACACAACUUCGUCUCUGGACUAUUGUUAUCCUAUUUUGGGUAGACUGCACGAAUUGGAAUAUUUCGACGAUAUUCUGGACGAGAUUGGUGUGCCAGAUCGGAAAUAUUCAGGAUUGUUAAUCGAGGGAAUUGAGAGGUCCGGAAAAUCUAGAGUUUUAGAUGCCUUUGUCACGAGUGUUUGCAAUAGACAAAUAAGACCAAUCAAACUUUCUCUUCAUGCAACAUAUGCAGAAAAGGCUUAUUCAGUUAUAUAUCACAUUAUUCUGCAGAUACUUGAAGCCGAAGAUUGUGAGACGGUCGAGGAGCGUGAAAAGGAGUUACUUAAUAAAUUAGGCAAUGUUCUCGCUUUGGAAGAUUUCUGUUACCUGAAUGUUUUGAUGCGAGUGCGUUUUCCCCUUUCUGACGCCUAUUGGUCAGACGCCGAUUGGCGGCGUCACAUAAAGACUAUCGAUAUCUUCGAAACGAUAUUAAAGCAGUUGAAGACUAAAAUCUGCAUUUUGCUUGACGAUAUUCAAUACAUGGACCAUAAAUCCUGGCAGUUUUUGUCGUUGGCUCUGGAUAACUGUAACACCGUCGUAGCGAUGACAAUGCCGAAGUCAAAUUCUUGGGAUGAUUUGUCCCACGUGGUAACGGGGAUUUAUAAAGAUAAAAGGCUAAGGAAACAUAUAUUGCUCGGCCUGAGCGUAGGCCUGCUCCCGAUAUUUGCAUGUCAAUUUCUGAACGUUCUUGCGAUACCCAAAAAAUUGAGCAGGACCUUACAAAAACGCAAAGAUGGCCACAUCGGAUGGUGCGAGGUGUUUCUGAUAUCGAUUCUUCAGAGUAACGGGUUGGACUUCAUCAAAAUAUCGCCCAACGAAGCGGCGCAACGCGAUCUCGUUUUUCCGACCGGCACACUAGUGACAAAGCUCCCGGUCGAUUUGACACCGGAUGAAUUACCGCCGCCUUUAUCCUGGUCGCAAAUGAGUCUUUUGGACGAGAGCUUUGCAAUCGUAAGAGAUUAUGUUGAUUGUAUCAAAUUCGACAUUAUUUUUAUCGCUGGAUACUGUCUCAGUUUAGAAUUGAUGAGCGAGAUUUACGAUAGAAUGAAUCCUUACGAGCAAGAUUUCAUUAAGUGCGCCGCCACUCUGGGAAGAGUAUUUAAACGGAGCAUGAUAGAAAACGCAAUGAAAAAUCCGGUCCCACUGCACACCACUAACAAAUCCUGUGAACUUUUAGGAGCUGUUAUUAGGAGCCAUCAUCUCUUGGCUCUUUAUGCUCAUUGUAAAAUGCUAGAGUUCAGGGUUGAUUCGUUUUGUAACAUGAUGUACAAUAUACAAACGAAUGAAGAAAAACAGGAGCAUCAUACAAGAGCGGCUAAAAUAUACGACGCUCGAAAGUGCAGUUCCUGUGGUAGCGGCCGUUUUCUAAGAAUUCUAAGCGACGAUGUGCUAACAAAAUUGGAGAAGGUAGACAUGCAACAGACAUCAGAUUCGCCCAGACUUUCGUUGAUCCGUCGUCGAACGAUAAUUGUCGAAGGAAAAUGGGCAACUACUAAACCGAAACUUUUGACAAGAACAACUACCAAUACGAUAAAACAAGAUUCUGUUGUUUGUAGAGUGUCUAUUAUGCCGACAAGUAUUGGCGAAGAAGAUGAAGUUUCGAGAAACGAAAAAAAUGGAAGAAUGAACGAAUUGCCAAGAUUUCGAAAGCGAUCUGCGAGUAUUUCUCUAGAAAUGACGAAAGAUCCUUCUCAUCCAAGUUGCUUGGAGAAGUUCAGCCAAAUCGAUUACCGUAACUGUCAGUGUGACAAUAUCAUCAGCCAUCUUUUCUGGAGAUUGCAUCAGCACAUGGAGAAAAGUGGGGAGACUAAAAAAGUACUCAAGUUCUUUAUCGAGUAUAGUGCCGGAAUGAUCCAGAUUGCUCAACCCCUUUAUGCGAUUAAACUUCUUUCGAUCGCCGCUGAAAGAAGCAGAGCCGCCGAAGUGGACGAAUGGAUUGGCGAGAACGCAGAAGAUAAUAUCACGGAUAAAGGAAUCAUUCUAGCUUUAAUGGGUGAUGCUCACAUCGCACUGGGAAAUUACGAUCAAGCUAAAAAGUAUUACCUCUCGGCGGUGAAUCUACGAAAUACCCCACCCAGACUGGAGAGAGGCAUCUUUUACAACGCGAUAACAAAAAUAUUUUGUAAAUUGGAAGAAUCUCCUCGCUAUACAGAUGACGAGCAAUCAAGGCGACUUAUUAUUAAAAACUUCGAAUUGGCGUCAUAUUUGCGACGUCUUUGCGCCGUGUUUAUGAUAAACAAUAAAUUGAAAACAGCAGAGUCGUUUGCCUUGAGAAGUUUCGAGCUCGCGUUUCUAACUGUUAACAGUUUUCUGGAGAAAGGCGAAAUAUAUCUCACGACAGUACGAGUUUUGUAUUGCACAAGAAACAUUAAGCUAAUACAAUCUGUCGAGAGGCCAAUGCUGACCACGAUAAGGAGCAAAGCUAGCUGGAACGAUGCCGAGGAAAUAGCGAUGGUGGCAAAUGUUUUUCUAAUGAUGUAUCAAAUUAGAUUCGCAUUAUAUAUGAAAAUCAGAGUAUUAAGAGGUGAAUUGGAAGAAGCCGUAGACAUGGGCAUAAAAGUCUUGAAAAUAUCUGAGAUAUUGCAUCUUAAUAAAUUGAUGCUGAUCACUCUGCCCUCGUUAAUUCAGAUAAUGGUACUAUUUAAAAUUAAUUCGCUUGCAAAUUUCUUGCAUACAUCUUUUGGAUUUUUCGUUAUUUGGGACGAAUCGUCAUUUUAUUUUCGCUCGCAUACUUUUAUGUCCGAUCAGCUAUGGACCAGACGUGUUAAUGAAGCCGUCGACUUGAUGCGGCAACUGUACUUUUUGGCAGACGAAGACAUAGAUUUGUCAGCCAAGACAUGGUAUUAUGCUCUUUCCUUAGAUCUUAUGCUGGAUGCGGGAAUAAUAUUGGAAUCGUACAAAACAUCUUAUAACUAUUAUGAGAAAUUUAUUGCUUACAGAUCGAAAUUUUGCGUGUGGCGCGACCCACAAAGUCUGUGUCGCUUACUGACAAAUCUAUGGAUGUACCAACUUAGAAUGGGACAUACUACUAAUGCGUUUGUGUACAACGCGGAAAAAUACGUGAAGGACAUCACGUGGCAUGAUUUUUCUCAAAUUCUUACUUGCAGUAAGGGAUUCGAGUGUUAUCUGUUAUUACUGCUGCACUGCGUCAAUACGCGCUCUGACGCGCUAUUGAAUUGGAUUCAAGAUAUUUCCAACAUUAUGAAAUGUCUCAAGAACAUAUCCAAGUAUGCGAGAGUCAUAAAACCACGCUUGUAUCUGCUGAUGGCAUACUUGAAUGUUCUUCGGGGCCGCAAAUCGAGCACUCGAAUCUAUUUGUACAAGGCACAGAAAUUCGCGACCUUACAAGAAAACCAAUUGAUGAUGGCAUGGAUCAUACAAAAUAGAAGGACGUGGAGGGUGAAGGUUUAUAACAAUAUGGCGCGAUACUGGCUGGAGCACGUUGGGUCGGCAGAUAUCGUUGCUUGGCAGUAUAUUCGUAACUUUAACAUCGAUACCUGGUCCACCAUCCUUUAUCCCUUACCGACGCCUGAUGCGCAUUUAUAAUAAAGGAUAUAAAAGCGCAAUUUCUCUUAU
This is a messenger RNA of Vollenhovia emeryi, 5082 nucleotides long. RefSeq names its product adenylate cyclase type 10-like. Gene Ontology annotation, cellular component: cytoplasm. The coding region runs from base 1 to 5052 and encodes 1683 amino acids. Gene Ontology annotation, biological process: cyclic nucleotide biosynthetic process; intracellular signal transduction. NCBI's taxonomy places the organism in Eukaryota, Metazoa, Arthropoda, Insecta, Hymenoptera, Formicidae. The transcript has 28 exons. The record is from RefSeq and is a predicted model, not a curated record. Gene Ontology annotation, molecular function: adenylate cyclase activity.